Rhipicephalus sanguineus (brown dog tick) is the source of this 783-nucleotide messenger RNA. RefSeq lists its product as uncharacterized. The coding region runs from base 51 to 599 and encodes 182 amino acids. The transcript has 5 exons. The record is from RefSeq and is a predicted model, not a curated record. Lineage: Eukaryota; Metazoa; Arthropoda; Arachnida; Ixodida; Ixodidae.
UAUAAUUUCAGAGUUUGUGUUCAGUCAGAUAAACUUCCAGCUGCUGUGUUAUGUACGGAAAAAUCUCGACAGCCAUCCUUCUUAUUUUUGUUGCGCACAUGGAGAUUCAAGAAUACUUGUUCCCGGCAACUCACGCGCAUUCCUACGGAAUAAGAGACUUUGCGAAUACUAGAGAACCUAUAUGGACGUACAAUACCACAAAAACAGAGGCUGUCCGUUGCAGGUGCGAUCAAAUGCGAUUUAUAGACCCUGUGUUCAUUGGAUUCAACAGGACAAUGUUGCACAACAGACGAAGGGUUAGUCUUGAGCUGCUGGGACAGUUUAGCCGCACCCGUGUGACAGAGAUGUUCAUCUUCCACGGACAUGUACAAUUGUCUACUGAAAUUCUCGUCUUCAAGACCCCGGACAGUUCGUGCGGCAUUAUAGUGACCAAGUCCUCCGUGCGAAAUGCAACUUUUGUUGAUCUCCGGAUCAGAGAUUCUUUCAUCAAAGGCGGCCCUCGGCGUGAGUGCAGAAGAAAAUUUUCUCGAAUCGCCCGUACUGGCAGAGUUAUAUACAGGUCAAGUUGCUCAAAGGAACUGCGUAAAGCACUUCUGUGAACCUACUGACUAUGACCUAACGGUCAAUAUGAUUUUAUUACGUGGAUCUAUUAACUCCUGUUUGUGUACAUAUCGUACAACGGCACACCGAUGAAGACUGCCAGCGACAACAUGGUGAUGCUGCCUGACUGGUCCACAAUAUGAACUGUUUGAGGCAUGCAUAAUGUAUGUACAUAAUAAUACA